Molecule: messenger RNA, 813 nt
Organism: Aspergillus sclerotioniger CBS 115572
Lineage: Eukaryota; Fungi; Ascomycota; Eurotiomycetes; Eurotiales; Aspergillaceae
Product: 2EXR domain-containing protein
Exons: 1
Coding region: 1-813 (270 amino acids)
Source: RefSeq, a predicted model, not a curated record
AUGGAUACAGCAGCCAUUGGAUUUCCUCUCUUCCCCUGUCUACCUACUGAGCUCCGCCUCCAGAUUUGGGAAGAAGCUCUGCCCAAGCUCCGACGGCCACUGUACAUGUACCGAUUAGGCUGCUGGGGAAGAGGAAGCGUGAGUGAGACUCAUAUACACUAUGAGUUCAAGCAUCGCCGUCUACGCGACCUCGUAUUCAGUACGUCGCUCUUCUUUGUGAACUGUGAGACCCGAUACGUUGUGCUACGUUGGAUGCGUAAGCAUGGGAUCCAAAUGAUGUAUGAUCCAGAAACUUCAUCCUUUCGUUUCCGGCGCUCCUUCAACCCACAAUCCGAUAUCAUACUCAUUCCAGCCACCGAGUGGGCUUGUUUUAUUGUCGACCCGUGGAUGCUAGUCCAAGCAGAACGCUUGGGUCCUAGGGCAGUGACCGUGGGUGUACCGGGAUAUACGCAUAUUGCCAUACCCAUGGAAAUCUGCGAGAGCAAACGUUUCUUUCUCGGAGAUUUGUUCCGUCGUGUGUAUUGGAGUACCAUUGAAAAAAUCUUUGUUGUCACCAAUGCUCAAGAUAUGCUAGAGGGGGAUGUUAUUAAAGCGGGCCAGCACUGGGAGCUGGACUCUUUCACCGGGUUCCCGAUAUUUGUAUGGAACAGUGAGCGUCGUCUCUUUGAACCGCAUCACAAUGUUUUAUAUGAGGGCACUUGGGACUAUGUACUUGAAAGGCUCCAAGAAGCUAGUGGUGGGAUGAUGAACUUGUCAGGAUGGGAAGAGGGCCAUCGCCUCGAGGUCCAUUCUGUCUCUGUUAUCAGGAUGUGA